AUCGUAGCAUGAUGCGGCUCUUGCUGCUACCUUUUGUGUUCCUAGUACUGGUCUGUUCUGGUUGCGAAGUAGGGUAUCGUGCAGUCAACAUUUGGCCAACUGGCUGGCAAGGAGAACUGACAAUUCCCUUUACUAAAACCACUGCUAACUGGAAGCUUCACGUAGUCUUUACCAACCCAAUUCUUGAUGGUAACUUCUUUCAAGGCACUGCAACGUUAAAUGAGGAUAGUACAGAGGUGACAGUGACGGCUUACGAUUGGUCCUCAGUACACCAGGCUGGAGCUACAUUUGUUGCUGGUUUUACAAUCACCCAUGCUAACGAAAAUGAAGUUGAGAUAGCUAAAAUGACUCUCGAAGUAUGCUAUGCAGAUGGGGGUUGUAGUGAAUGUGGGAUUGAAGUUGAACCAAAACAAUGCUCUGGAGCUUAUCUCCAUACUAAAAAAAAUUCAAAGUUCAUAAAAGGAAAGAUACAAGUGAUGCCUGCUGAAGACUACGCAAAAUUUCCAGACAUGAUAUUGGCAUUCAGUGAACCAAUAAAGAAAAUUACUGUUCCUAAUAAACUUUAUCAAGUUUAUUGCUGGGAUGAGAAUAUGCAAUGCACAAUAGCUGCAAAGAAUCCAAAAGCUUUGAAGAGAAACGUUCUGUUAACUAUACCUAUAACAAUCUUUAUCAACAAGAAAUCUCAGCCACUCUUGGUUGGCAUGAAGUGGAAUGGUCUUGAUGUCUGUGAAACAAAACCUGAGCCACAUCCAGAACCUGAACCAACGUCACAACCAGAACCAGAGCCUACAAUGGAACCUCAACCAACACCAGAGCCAAAACCAGAGCCCAAUCCAGACUGCGAUCAGGGAAAGUAUUCAGAAGCCCUUCACUUGUCGCUUCUGUUCUAUGAGGCACAAAGAUCAGGACAACUGCCAGCAGAUCAACGAGUUACAUGGAGGAAAGACAGUGCUCUCAACGAUAAAAUUCCAGGGGGUUACUACGAUGCUGGAGACUAUGUAAAGUUUGGAUUUCCCAUGGCAGCAUCAGCAACAAUGGCAGGGUGGGGAGGAGUUGAUUACAAAAAGGGUUUUGUAAAAGCUUGUGAAUGGGAAAAUUACAAAGCUAUGAUAAAGUGGGCAACUGAUUACUUUAUUGCUGCACACACUGAAACCAAUGAGUUAGUGGGACAAAUUGGAAACGGUGAUGCAGAUCAUGCUUUUUGGGGUCGACCUGAGGAAAUGACUAUGCAAAGGCCAGCAUAUAAGAUCACAGCCCAAAAACCAGGAUCUGAAUUAGCAGCAGAAACAGCAGCAGCUUUGGCAGCAGCGUCCCUGAUAUUCAAAGAUGAUGAUCCAUCAUAUGCAUCUGAAUGCUUAAAGCAUGCUAAAGAGCUUUAUGAUUUUGCAGACAAGUAUAGGGGCUCUUACACACAGGCCAUACCUGAUGCAGCUAAAUUCUAUAACUCAUGGAGUGGAUACAAUGAUGAACUCGCAUGGGGAGCAGUGUGGUUGUACCGUGCAACAAAAAAUAAAAUGUAUUUGGCAAAGGCUGAGCAGCUCUCUAACAGUUUGGGUUCACCUGAAGAACUCUCCUGGGAUAACAAGGGAUCUGGAGUACAAAUACUACUGGCAGCUGAGACUGGGAAACAAGUAUACAAAAAUAGAGCUAACCAGUUCUGUACUAGGGUCCUAACUCAAAAGCCAAAAACUCAGGAUGGACUUGUGUUCAUUCAACAGUGGGGAGCUCUCAGACAUGCUAGCAAUGUUGCUUUUGCCUGCCUGUACGCAAAUGAUAAAGGACUUCUCACAAAUGAUGUCUCUGUUCAGGCCAAAAGACAGAUCGAUUACGCUUUAGGUGACAACAGCAAGAAAUUUAGCUUCUUGAUCGGUUUUGGGAACAACUAUCCACAGAAGCCUCACCAUCGCUCGUCUAGCUGUCCUUCAACUGGAAGUUGUAGCUGGAAUGACUACAAUAGUGCUAACCCAAAUCCUCAGGUGCUAAAAGGGGCUUUAGUAGGAGGGCCCAAGUCAGUUAAUGACAACAGCUAUGUGGACAGCCGACAGGACUACAUCACAAACGAAGUUACUACAGAUUAUAAUGCUGGUUUUCAAUCAGCACUAGCUUUCUUGGUGGAUAAUCAAUAGUUUUGGGGUUAUGAAAAUACAUUGAGUCAAAAUGUGAAUUUCAAAUAAUUAUAAUUUUGCAUAGAUUUGAAAAAUUAGAUUGAUGAUUAUGUUAUUAUUAAAUUUGUU
Bolinopsis microptera is the source of this 2234-nucleotide messenger RNA. Its product is annotated as endoglucanase E-4-like. Gene Ontology annotation, biological process: carbohydrate metabolic process. The record is from RefSeq and is a predicted model, not a curated record. Bases 9 to 2126 code for a protein of 705 amino acids. The transcript is spliced from 10 exons. Lineage: Eukaryota; Metazoa; Ctenophora; Tentaculata; Lobata; Bolinopsidae. Gene Ontology annotation, molecular function: hydrolase activity, hydrolyzing O-glycosyl compounds; polysaccharide binding.